Pleurotus ostreatus (oyster mushroom) is the source of this 660-nucleotide messenger RNA. It is a transcript of the gene SNF7, whose product is annotated as ESCRT-III subunit protein snf7. Bases 1 to 660 code for a protein of 219 amino acids. The transcript has 5 exons. The record is from RefSeq and is a predicted model, not a curated record. Gene Ontology annotation, biological process: late endosome to vacuole transport via multivesicular body sorting pathway; vesicle budding from membrane. NCBI's taxonomy places the organism in Eukaryota, Fungi, Basidiomycota, Agaricomycetes, Agaricales, Pleurotaceae. Gene Ontology annotation, cellular component: cytoplasmic side of plasma membrane; multivesicular body; ESCRT III complex.
AUGAUGGGCUUUAUGAGCUACUUUGGCGGCCGUCGAGACCCGAAGCAGUCUGCACGGGAUGCUAUAGUGACGCUGCGGCAACAGCUGCAGAUGAUAGAGAAGAAGGAGGAGUACUUGCAGAAGAAGAUCGAUACCGAGCUCAAGGCCGCGCGGGCGAAUGCAGUCACGAAUAAGGCUGCUGCGACUGCUGCUCUACGGCGGAAGAAGGCCAGCGAGCAAGAAAUGGAUCGACUACAGGGCACACGGUUGCAGCUUGAGAUGCAAGUCAACACACUAGAGUCCGCCAACCUGAAUGCUGAGACUAUGGCCGCAAUGAAGAAGGCUUCAGACGCACUCAAGGUCAUACACGGCAAAAUGACGAUGGGUGAUGUGGACUCGCAGAUGCAAUCGAUGGCCGAACAGCGGGAGUUGGCGAACGAAAUCGGAGAGGCGAUAUCGAAUCCUAUAUACGGAGGCAUGGAACUGGACGACGCCGACUUGAAGGCAGAGCUAGAAGAACUAGAACAGGACCAGUUGAACGAGAGAUUGAUGGGGGCCGACCAUGUCCCCGUACAUACCCCACCAGGCGCGGUCAAGACUACUCAGCCACCACAACGCGCCGCAGUCGAAGACGACGAAGAUGCCCAGCUUCGGGAGCUGCAAGCCUCACUCGCCAUGUAA